AAUAAAGUAUCCGUAGUGCACUUCAGUGAAUAGUCCCACUUUGCAAACAAGUUGUUUUAACCAUUUCCUGUGUGGUGCAAUACAAACAUGAAACAGUCACCCGGAAACAUCCACUUUGCUAGUUCCGUGCGCGCGCGGCCGACGAAACGUCACGCGGGGGAUAUUCCAAGGAGGCGUGGCCUGGGGUAGCCCCAUUCAUUCAAUUUUUUUUUUUACAUUCGGUGACCAGGGAACUUUAUUAGUCAUGGGAAUAUUCUAUCAAGGGAAAUCUACUGGCCCUACCAAGGGAAUAAAAGCCGAAGCACGAUGAGUUUAUUUGUCAUUGUGGAAUUUGGAGUAAGUGAUUGAAGUUGUUCUUUAACCUAAGCGGUAGCAGAAAGUUGAGAGGACCAAUUUUAAAAAGAGUCACACAGACUGCAAAGUUUAUAAGCACUUGCCGAAGGAAAGAAUUCUUGCCUUUUUUUCAAGUGUUUACCUAAGGGGUAACUGGUAGCAGGUUUUGUUGAGUGGAGUUAGGUAUCAGUUUUCGUGGAGUGAAAAUGAAGACUGUUUCGAGACAGACGUUGUCAGUGGUGGCUCUUCUGAGCUGUGUGGCUGUAGCAAGUGUCCUGGCCGAUUGUGUCAGGGAUUCAACCAGGAGCGUGGAGGAACGGACACGGAGGGUCCCGAUCGUGGUCAAGGGGGUCGUGGUUGCCCGUGGCCAGACGGGCCAGCCUCGGACUUUCACCAUCCGCGUUGGCAAGGUGCUGAAGGGGGGCAACGAGUCCGUGGCCAGCGCGCACAUCGAGAUCGUAGUGGAGGACGGUCAGUUCAACGAGACUUUCAGCCUCACCACCGCUGGAUUGACCAGUAACAGGACAGGUACCGAAAGGACGAUCCUUGCAGGCGAUGUGGGGGGCACAGAGGGGACACCUACCGGUGGUGGGUUGGCCAGCACUGCGCCAGAAAGGAACAUCGGUCCUUGUCUGGAGGGACUAAGCCUGCUGAGCCGGUCAAUCUUCUUCUUGAUGCCUAUGGAUGAGGAGGGCACGGUCUUUGAGGUUGUUGAGGAUGCGGUGCCUCAGAGCAGAGAGAACCUCCGGAGGAUCCGCCAGACGGUCAAGGAGGAGGAAAGCAAUGCUAACGAAACUCUACCAGACGAUGACCACAUGGGUUCGUGCACAGAUGCGGUCUACGACAACCACUACUGCCUAAAUGGCGGCACUUGCAGAGUCUGGAUCAAUCUGGACAAGUACUUCUGCAUAUGUCAUUAUCCUUACUACGGUGAAAGAUGCGACGCGAUUGAUCCGGGUGCCUCGACGGACGGUAAACCAACGGUCAUCAAUGACACGACUCUAGCCAUCGCCGUUAUUAUGUCCACCUUGCUCGUUCUUACCGUUAUCUGUGUCAUAGCCUUCAUCAAAUACAAGAACAACCUGUGGCGUGAACGAAAGCGAGAGGUCGAGAAGACCGUUAAAUAUCUGCAGGAGCGCUACCCCUCCACACCGUCACGGAGAAACAGUCCGGUGCAAGGAAUCCCAAGAUUAAACAACAACUCGUCAAACGCUGUCGAUGUGGGCGCUUCGCAUGUGAUCGUCUUCCAAGACGCCGACGGCAAGCACUCAAGACAAGGAUCGCUCAGUUCCAACCAGUACCGGCUCCUGACGGAGGCCACGCCCAACCAGCCCUUGCCUCACAGAGGGAGCGCAGAUUUCACGGACCGGAUGUCGCAUUGGGAAUAUUAAGCACUUUGUUUUAUUUUUCAUUUCGUUCUGUACAUAGGUUUUUAAGUUAUUUCUGUUGGGCACAGAUGAAUAGCUGUCGGUCGCGGAUAGGCAACUUUGUGGACGUUGAGGGCGCUGUAAUUUGUAACGACGCCAUUUUGGGCGCAUCAACGGAAGUGAAUGCGUUAUAGUCUUUCUCUAUACAACAAAUUCAAUAUUGAUUGAAUUCUGAUUAAACUAUUCAGUUUGGUGUCGAUUCCCAAUUUAAACAAUUGUCACCGUUAGGCAGCGCUCCUUUCUGUCCAGAAAAAUGGAUUUGUAUGGAUUUUCGGUGGUUUGAAAUGAUCCAGUUUAGCCAAUAAAGCUUCUGCCAUGCUUAUACGUAAGAUUUGUACUAUAAAUAAGUACUAGAGGUGAAAAAAAAAAGAACGUGUUGAUUUCUUUUUGUAGCAUCCAUUACAAUAGUUGUUGGAAAAUUAUGUCUAUAAUUAAUUUGUAUCUAAAGAACCGUCGGACAAGGUUUUGCGAGUUUCGAUUUGACUGACUGCCGAACCUUUUUCAUGAACGAAACGUUGCUAAGAAUUGCAACAGUCGAUAAUUGUGCUGGUAGUGUAUAGAGAAGUAAACAUUAAAUGUUAGUGCAAACGCUUUAUCAGAUUACAGUUUAUGAUAGGACGGUUUCUGAUUUUAUUUCUCAACAUGUUAUCAUUUCGGUGAUGAAGUUUAUCAGAUUGUAUCAUCUGCUGGUAUGGUUAUUAGGGUCAAAUUUGCUAAAAAUGUCGUGUAAGGGCUCCAAUGGUAUAGCCGCUUGAAGGGACUUGACAACAGUUAGGUCCGGUUUCAAGUUUUAUAUUCCACUAAUGAUUUACGGGGCUAUAAUAAGGAUUUAGAUAACGCGGAACCCUUUUAAGGUUAAAGGACGUUAGACGUAUUUCGAGCAUGCAGUUAUGUCACCGGUACUUCAAUUCUUCGACAUGACGACUCCAUUCUGAAGACACAUGCAUAACAGGGACCAAUCCAUGAUCUUGGAAAAAAAGGUAUGAAAAGACGAACCUGCUGAUUGGUGGAACAGUUCGUGAACCCUUACGCCUUAGCAUUCCUGUUGGCCAAUCACAUUGAGUUGACCUACUGUGUUCGUUCUUAUUGGUGCCAAAAGCUUAAUGUAUUCACCGUCAUUCGAUUAAUACACUGAUGUAUGCAGUAUUCAUUUUAUGCAAGUUGGAUAAAACUAGACAACUUGCAUUAAAUUAGGACUUGGGUUUUGAGUCGAGUGGGUUCCCCUCGAAUAAACUGAGUUGGUUUUCCUCCCAACAUAAGUGGAAUUUUUCCCCAUUUCGAAGAUUUUUUUUUUUACAGCUUCCAAGUUUUGUCUUGCUAAAUAUACCGCUGCUUAUUAAUUAACUUUUGUACGAUAUUAUAAUAAUAUAGUGUUUGCGUAAAUCUAUAGAGAAAAAAACACGAAAAAAGGGCAGUUAAUGUUUUUCAACAAAUGUUUGAAAAUAGGUCAGUGUCAUUUUAGCAUAUGCUGUACAAGUAAAAAAAAACACCUUUAUUUAUUGUAAAAAGUAUUGUACAUUGUAUCGCCUAAGGCAAACCGAAACACAUUAUAAAUGUGCAUUGAAAUUUCAGAUUAAACUUUAAACAUGUAGGCAAGUAAUUACGUUAAUUGUUUUUGAGAUGUGUUACUCAACUGUUAUCUUGAUAUCAGAGGAAUAACAUGUAUUUUAUGCAUGCUAGUAUCAAUAUCACAUUUCAUACAUUUCUUUGAUAUAGCUUGCCAUAUUGACGUGUUCUUGAAGGACAUUCUAUUGGAUUUUUUGGAUAAAAGGGGGCUGUGUGUGAUUUGUUUGAGGUUCGAAUAAAGUAUAGGCCUGUGGACAGUCGUUCAAGGAAAACUGAAA
Patiria miniata (bat star) is the source of this 3604-nucleotide messenger RNA. RefSeq lists its product as uncharacterized. Gene Ontology annotation, biological process: epidermal growth factor receptor signaling pathway; positive regulation of mitotic nuclear division; positive regulation of cell population proliferation. The record is from RefSeq and is a predicted model, not a curated record. The transcript has 6 exons. Bases 540 to 1724 code for a protein of 394 amino acids. Lineage: Eukaryota; Metazoa; Echinodermata; Asteroidea; Valvatida; Asterinidae.